Messenger RNA from Eimeria necatrix, 912 nucleotides. RefSeq names its product CRAL/TRIO domain-containing protein, putative. The record is from RefSeq and is a predicted model, not a curated record. Lineage: Eukaryota; Apicomplexa; Conoidasida; Eucoccidiorida; Eimeriidae. The transcript is spliced from 4 exons. The coding region runs from base 1 to 912 and encodes 303 amino acids.
AUGACCGGCACUUUGACCAAACAGUAUCCUUUCCGCCUCAACAAAAUGCUCAUUCUCAACGACUCCUUCUUCAUCCAGACUGUGUGGAACAUCGCGAAGCAGUUUCUUACUGAAGUGCAGCAGCAAAAAAUGCUCUUCCUCAGAUCUGGAUUCGAGGAAGAGCUCCUUAAAGAAUAUACCCCUUGGCAGCUGGAGAAGUGCUACGGCGGCACUCGCCCAGAAACACCUGCGGAGCACCCGUACGAAAAUGCGUUUGUGGCAGCAGAUCGUUUGACAGCUUUUGGAGUUCUUUGGGAGAAGAACAGCAGAAAGCCAAUCCAGUGGACUGCUGCUGCUGCUGCAGUUUUCCGGGACUUGGGGCUGCCGCUGCCGGAGGCGCUGCAGCAGCAGCAGCAGCAGCAGCAGCAGGAGGAGGAGCAGCGGGAGCGGGAGGCGCAGCAGCAGAAGCAGCUGGAGGAGCCUCCUGACGGCGCUGCUGCUGCUGCUGCUGCUGCUGCUGCAGCAGCAGCAGCAGAGGCGGAGGGAGCCGCAGCAGAAGCAGCAGCGCGAGACGCAGAAGCUGCAGCAGCAGAGUCCGCGCGGGAAGCAGCAGCAGCAGUGGAGGUGCAGCAGGAAAUAAAAGAAAAAGAAGAACAAAAAAGUGAAGAAAAAGAAAAAGAAAAAGAGGAAAGAAACAACGGCGAGACAGUCCCAGGUGGAGAUACACCCCAAGCCGCUGCUGCUGCAGACUCUCCCCGGAAAAACUCCCGAGAGGAAAUCCAAAAGAACAAAAGUGCAAAUAAUGAAAAUAAUAAAAAGAAUGAAAAUAAUAAAAAUAAAAAUAAUGAAAACAAUAAAAGUGAGAGCAGCAGCAGCCAGGAGAACACAAGCGCCACCCCUGCGGCAGCAGCGCAAACGGUGAGGGGCCCCUGA